Baudoinia panamericana UAMH 10762 is the source of this 2886-nucleotide messenger RNA. RefSeq lists its product as uncharacterized. The transcript has 4 exons. The record is from RefSeq and is a predicted model, not a curated record. Gene Ontology annotation, molecular function: ATPase binding; proton-transporting ATPase activity, rotational mechanism. Gene Ontology annotation, biological process: vacuolar acidification; proton transmembrane transport. The coding region runs from base 79 to 2679 and encodes 866 amino acids. Gene Ontology annotation, cellular component: fungal-type vacuole membrane; vacuolar proton-transporting V-type ATPase complex; vacuolar proton-transporting V-type ATPase, V0 domain. NCBI's taxonomy places the organism in Eukaryota, Fungi, Ascomycota, Dothideomycetes, Mycosphaerellales, Teratosphaeriaceae.
AACACCAUCACCACAUCAACCACAUCACCCCCUCACCAUACAGACUCUCACAGGUCACAGUGAGACUCUGCUGUCAAGAUGGCGGCCUCAAAAGACUCGCUCUUCCGGAGCGUGGACAUGACGCUGACCCAGCUCUACGUGGCUAACGAGAUCGGCCGCGAAGUCGUCUCGGCGCUGGGAGAGCUGGGCUGCAUGCAGUUCCGUGAUCUCAACCCCGAUACGUCCGCCUUCCAACGCACCUUCACCCAGGAGAUUCGCCGUCUGGACAAUGUGGAGCGGCAACUCAACUAUUUCCGCUCGCAGAUGGAGAAGAAUGACAUCGGCAUGCGGCCGAUCUAUGAGUUCAGCAACACAAUGGCAGCUCCAACCGCCACCGAGAUUGACGAGUUGGCCGACCGCAGCCAGAGCCUCGAGCAGCGCAUUCAGAGCUUGAAUGACAGCUACGAGACUCUAAAGAAGCGCGAGACGGAGCUGACCGAGUGGCGAUGGGUACUGCGAGAAGCUGGAGGCUUCUUUGACCGCGCCAGAGGGCAGACAGAGGAGAUUCGGCAGUCCAUCGAAGAGACUGACGACGCACCGCUCUUGCGCGAUGUAGAGCAAGCCAAUGGGUCAACUGAGGCGCAAGGAGGACAGCAGAGCUUCAGCGUCAUGAACAUCGGCUUUGUCGCUGGUGUCAUUCCACGCGAGCGUAUGGCAGCCUUCGAGCGUAUCCUGUGGCGGACGCUACGUGGCAAUCUGUAUAUGAACCAGAGCGAGAUCCCUGAUGCCAUCAUCGACCCGGAGAAGAACGAGGAAGUGCACAAGAAUGUCUUCGUUAUUUUCGCGCACGGCAAGGAGAUCAUCGCCAAAAUCCGCAAGAUCAGUGAGAGUUUGGGCGCCGACAUUUACAACGUGGACGAGAACAGCGAGCUACGUCGUGAGCAGAUCCAUGAAGUCAACAGCCGCUUGCAAGACCUGUCCAACGUCCUUGGCAACACCAAGCGCACGCUCGACGCCGAGCUCACGCAGAUUGGCCGCAGUCUUGCCGCUUGGAUGAUCGUGAUCAAAAAAGAGAAGUCUGUCUACCAAACACUCAACCGCUUCUCCUACGACCCAGCCCGCAAAACCCUCGUGGCGGAAGCGUGGUGUCCAACCAACAGUCUCGGGCUUGUUAAGAGCACACUGCAGGACGUCAAUGACCGUGCCGGCCACAGCGUGCCAACCAUCGUCAACCAGAUCAAGACCUCUAAGACGCCACCUACUUUCAACCGCACUAACAAGUUCACGCUGGGCUUCCAGACCAUCAUUGACGCUUAUGGCACCGCGAAGUACACGGAAGUCAACCCCGGCUUACCGACUAUCGUCACCUUCCCUUUCCUCUUCGCUGUUAUGUUCGGCGACUUCGGUCACGGCGCCAUCAUGGCUCUCGCCGCCAUAGCUAUGAUCUACUGGGAGAAGCCGCUGCAGCGCGGCAAGCAGGAUGAACUGUUUGGCAUGGCGUUCUACGGCCGCUACAUCAUGCUCAUGAUGGGUAUCUUCUCCAUGUACACUGGACUCAUCUACUGUGACGCCUUCAGCAAGGAGCUCAGCCUCUUCCCAAGUAUGUGGACAUGGAACUUCCCUGACAACUAUGAGCCAGGCAUGCAGGUGACGGCUCAGAGGGUGGAGGGCUACACCUACCCGUUCGGCAUGGACUGGCGAUGGCACGAUACCGACAAUGAUCUGCUCUUCAGCAAUUCGUACAAAAUGAAGCUUUCCAUCAUCCUCGGAUGGGCGCACAUGACCUACUCUCUCUGCCUUUCCUUCGUCAAUGCGCGGCACUUCCGCUCCCCAAUCGACAUCUUCGGCAACUUCAUACCUGGCAUGAUCUUCUUCCAGUCCAUCUUCGGCUACCUCGUCUUCACCAUCAUCUACAAGUGGUCCGUCGAUUGGUACGCUAUUGGUCAGCAACCUCCGGGGCUCUUGAACAUGCUCAUCUACAUGUUCUUGCAACCCGGUAGAGUGGAUGAGCAGCUUUACCCUGGUCAAGGAACACUGCAGGUAGUAUUAGUACUGUUGGCGGUCGUGCAGGUGCCGAUCCUGCUAUUCCUCAAACCCUUCUACCUGCGGUGGGAGCAUAAUCGCGCCCGUGCUCAGGGUUACAGAGGGCUAGGCGAGACCAGCCAUGUGACUGCUGCUGGUGACGACGAUGAUGAGGAGGCGCAAGAAGGGCACCAACAGCCCAACGGACGCCCAUCCAUCGCCGAUAGCGAGAUGGACGGUGGCGCCAUGAUCACACAGGACAUUGGCCACGGCGAGGGGGAAGAGGAGUUCGAGUUCAGCGAAGUGAUGAUCCACCAGGUCAUCCACACGAUUGAAUUCUGUCUCAACUGCGUCUCCCACACGGCCUCCUACCUUCGCCUCUGGGCCCUCUCCCUCGCUCAUCAACAGCUUUCCAUCGUCCUCUGGUCCAUGACGUUGGCCAACGCUUUCGGCUUCACAGGCGCCCUUGGCGUUUUCGCAAUCGUCUGCUUCUUCUUUGUCUGGUUCGCGCUCACGAUUGCGGUGUUGGUAGUCAUGGAGGGCACCAGCGCGAUGUUGCACAGUUUGCGCUUGCAUUGGGUCGAAGCAAUGAGUAAGCAUUUCAUUGGCGAUGGCGUGCCUUUUGAGCCGUUCAGCUUCCAGGUCAUGCUGGAGGAGGAGAUGAAUGAGUUGAUGUGAGAGAUCUGUAUGGGUGAGUGGAAAGGACGCGAAGUAAAGGGUUGUAUAUCACAAAGCUAUAUAGAAUGCACUCGUUUCCAUGAAAGCCAUCAAUAACCAAUUGGAUGGGCGACAAAAAGGGAUUGUAAUGCUAGCAGUCAUGCGAGGGAGGGUCGCCAGCGAGCUUUCGACGCUGGCGCCAUCCCGGGUACUACUCGACUUCCACCU